Bipolaris maydis ATCC 48331 is the source of this 411-nucleotide messenger RNA. The record is from RefSeq and is a predicted model, not a curated record. NCBI's taxonomy places the organism in Eukaryota, Fungi, Ascomycota, Dothideomycetes, Pleosporales, Pleosporaceae.
AUGUCUCGUGCUGUUCUUGGGCCAUUGGCACUCCAACUUCUGCACGUGAAUCAAUGGUUCGCGCACGUCAUUGCCAGUAUUCCAUGUACCUACCGUAGUUAUCUACCACCGAACUUGCAAGUGUUGCAAUUCUUCAAGAGGCAUGAUUGGAUCGUGCUCGGGGUCGAGUUCCUGUCCGAACACCACGCUACGCAAUCGCCCAGUAACGAGCUGGUAUUUGGUUGGCAAUCUGUGAAGGCGGCUGACCGCAUUGAUGCGAGGAUCAACAUGUACUUCAUAUUGAAAAGUGGUUAUUUGAUUCAAGAUUAUUUCAAGAGUCGGCUCAAAUUGAAUGCCUUUGCGUGUCGUGGUAUGAAUGACGGCUUCUCCGAUGCUUUUCAGGCGGAGCCAACAGGACCCUCAUCGCCUUAA